UUUUGUGAAGCGAUGCUCUUGUUCUAGAUCCAUACGGCUAAGGUGUUGAUGGCUCGAGCGCACCGGAUAGAAUGGGAAUGGGCUCCGAGUAGUAACUGAGGUUGGUUUCAUAGGGUGGCUCUCUAUCCAUUGUUUGAAACUACAGAUUUGGCGGGCGAGCCGGAGAACUGAGCGACUAUCCCGAUCGGGACUAGCGCCACAUCUCCGAAUUCUUCCUCCUCCAAAGGAAUUAUUAUCAUUGAUGGCCGCCAUCAAUCGUGGAAAAAGACCCGGCCUGGCGACCUCCUCCCUCUCACCCACCACUCCGGAUUCCGGCCCUUCCUCUCUUCAAUGGCUUCCGUACUAUCGACUCGCGCGGUCAGGACCGCUUCCUGCUCCGCAUGCCGCUCCCUCGCUCGUCCCAACUCGAUCGCAGCCGGUCUCCUUCCGCGGCGAGGACUCUCGACGGCCACCGAAGAUGCAGCAGUCAACCAUGCGGACAAGCCCCGGUGGUCGUACACGCCGCCUCGUGCCAAAGCGCCGUUCUCCUUGAGACUCAACUCCAACCGCCCCGAGUUCCCCGUGAACUCUGACCCCAAGGUUCUGGACCGGUUCUACAUCCUCAUGCUCGGAAACGACGGUGACAAGAUGCUCUCGGAGGAGACCAAGUGGCUCGCAGUGACACACAAGAGUUUUGAUCAGGGCCGGAGAGGUUUCAAUGACCGUUUGGCCUUCCUGGGCAAGCGUAUUGUUCAGCUGCAGGCUUCGUUGGCUCUGGUCCAGAGUCCUAGCAACGCUGCUAACUCUGCCACCCCCGAUGCGUAUGGCCGGGUCCCCUUCACUCACCCGGCUUUGGAUAGCCUGGACAACCUCGACUACAACACGAAGAGCUUCCUUACGAGCAAGACGAAGCUGUCGGAAUUGGCUCACAAGUAUGACAUGCAGAGAGUUGUGAGAUGGUGCCCUCGGAAGCCCAACAACCUCGAAAGUUCUGGAAUGGACCUCGUUCUCGCCCACACAAUGUACGCUGUGAUCGGUGCCAUCUCCCUGGAGAAGGGCAAUGCUGUUGCGAACAAGGUGGCCCGUGAGCGCAUAUUAGCACCUCUGGGAUUUAAGAUCGCGGCUUGAGUUGGGUGAUUGAUUUUUGGGAAAUGGCCGCAGGUGCAUUUUCAAGGCGUUACUUCCUUUUUCUCUUUUCCCCUUCCCCUUGUUUUCUUUGUGCCCUGGAUGUUCUGUGUAUGUGUUGGGGCCUUUUCUUCAUCCGCCAUAUAUUAUGUAUUUUUAUCUACGACUUGUCUUACAUAGUGACUGCAAAUACCACCGGAAGUUCUGUCUUCU
This is a messenger RNA of Aspergillus neoniger CBS 115656, 1317 nucleotides long. RefSeq names its product mitochondrial 54S ribosomal protein mL57. Gene Ontology annotation, biological process: mitochondrial translation; RNA processing. Gene Ontology annotation, cellular component: mitochondrial large ribosomal subunit. The transcript has 4 exons. Bases 331 to 1107 code for a protein of 258 amino acids. Lineage: Eukaryota; Fungi; Ascomycota; Eurotiomycetes; Eurotiales; Aspergillaceae. Gene Ontology annotation, molecular function: structural constituent of ribosome; ribonuclease III activity. The record is from RefSeq and is a predicted model, not a curated record.